Molecule: messenger RNA, 3552 nt
Organism: Saccostrea cuccullata (small rock oyster)
Lineage: Eukaryota; Metazoa; Mollusca; Bivalvia; Ostreida; Ostreidae
Product: serine/threonine-protein phosphatase 6 regulatory ankyrin repeat subunit B-like
Exons: 3
Coding region: 1-3552 (1183 amino acids)
Molecular function (GO): protein binding
Source: RefSeq, a predicted model, not a curated record
AUGCCUUACAUCAUGCAGCAUGUCAAGGACAAUAAUGGAGGAAAUGCCUUACAUAAUGCGGCCUGGGGAGGUAACAUUGAUUUACUCAAUUUUCUGUUGGAGAAAGGUUUUGAUGUCAAAACAAAAAGAAAUGAUGGGAAAACUGCGUUUCACUAUUCCUGUAUGAACGGAGAACUAGAGAUGUGUAAGUACUUGGUCAAUACUUAUCCUCAUUUACUAGAUGUCAAAGACAAUAAUGGAGGAAAUGCCUUACAUGAUGCAGCCUGGGGAGGUAACAUUGAUUUACUCAAUUUUCUGUUGGAGAAAGGUUUUGAUGUCAAAACCAAAAGAAACGAUGGGGGUACUGUGCUUCACCAGUGCUGUAUGAACGGAAAACUAGAGAUGUGUAAGUACUUGGUCAAUACUUAUCCUCAUUUAGUUGAUGUCAAAGACAAUGAUGGAGAGAAUGCCUUACAUGCUGCAGCCUGGGGAGGUAACAUUGAUUUACUCAAUUUUCUGUUGGAGAAAGGCUUUGAUAUCGAAACCAAAAGAAAUGAUGGGAAAACUGUGCUUCACCAGUGCUGUAUGAACGGAAAACUAGAGAUGUGUAAGUACUUGGUCAAUACUUAUCCUCAUUUACUAAAUCUCAAAGACAAUAUUGGAGGAAAUGCCUUACAUGCUGCAGCCUUGGGAGGUAACAUUGAUUUACUCAAUUUUCUGUUGGAGAAAGGUUUUGAUGUCAAAACCAAAAGAAAUGAUGGGAAAACUGUGCUUCACUAUUCCUGUAUGAACGGAAAACUAGAGAUGUGUAAGUACUUGCUCAAUACCUAUCCUCAUUUCCUAGAUGUCAAAGACAAUAAUGGAGGAAAUGCCUUACAUGAUGCAGCCUUGGGAGGUAACAUUGAUUUACUCAAUUUUCUGUUGGAGAAAGGUUUUGAUGUCAAAACCAAAAGUAAUGAUGGGAAAACUGUGCUUCACCAAUGCUGUAUGAACCAAGAACAAGAGAUGUGUAAGUACUUGGUCAAUACUUAUCCUCAUUUACUUAAUCUCAAAGACAAUAAUGGAGGAAAUGCCUUACAUGAUGCAGCCUGGGGAGGUAACAUUGAUUUACUCAAUUUUCUGUUGGAGAAAGGUUUUGAUGUCAAAACCAAAAGAAAUGAUGGGGGUACGGUGCUUCAUCUAUGCUGUAUGAGCGGAAAUCUAGAGAUGUGUAAGUACUUGGCGAAUACUUAUCCUCAUUUACUAGAUGUCAAGGACAAUAAUGGAGGAAAUGCCUUACAUAAUGCGGCCUGGGGAGGUAACAUUGAUUUACUCAAUUUUCUGUUGGAGAAAGGUUUUGAUGUCAAAACAAAAAGAAAUGAUGGGAAAACUGCGUUUCACUAUUCCUGUAUGAACGGAGAACUAGAGAUGUGUAAGUACUUGGUCAAUACUUAUCCUCAUUUACUAGAUGUCAAAGACAAUAAUGGAGAAAAUGCCUUACAUAAUGCAGCUUGGGGAGGUAACAUUGAUUUACUCAAUUUUCUGUUGGAGAAAGGUUUUGAUGUCAAAACCAAAAGAAAUGAUGGGAAAACUGUGCUUCACUAUUCCUGUAUGAACGGAAAACUAGAAAUGUGUAAGUACUUGGUCAAUACUUAUCCUGAUUUACUAGAUGUCAAAGACAAUAAUGGAGGGAACGCCUUACAUCAGGCAGCGUGGGGAGGUUAUAUUGAUUUACUCAAAUUUCUGUUGGAGAAAGGAUUUGAUGUCAAAACCAAAAGAAUUGAUGGGAAAACUGUGCUUCACCAGUGCUGUAUGAACGGAAAACUAGAGAUGUGUAAGUACUUGGUCAAUACUUAUCCUCAUUUAGUUGAUGUCAAAGACAAUAAUGGAGGAAAUACCUUACAUGCUGCAGCCUUGGGAGGUAACAUUGAUUUACUCAAUUUUCUGCUGGAGAAUGGUUUUGAUGUCAAAACCAAAAGAAAUGAUGGGAAAACUGUGCUUCACCAGUGUUGUAUUAACGGAAAACUAGAGAUGUGUAAGUACUUGGUCAAUGCUUAUCCUCAUUUAGUUGAUGUCAAAGACAAUAAUGGAGAGAAUGCCUUACAUAAUGCGGCCUUUGGAGGUAACAUUGAUUUACUCAAUUUUCUGUUGGAGAAAGGUUUUGAUGUCGAAACCAAAAGAAAUGAUGGGAAAACUGUGCUUCACUAUUCCUGUAUGGACGGAAAACUAGAAAUGUGUAAGUACUUGGUCAAUACUUAUCCUCAUAUACUAGAUCUCAAAGACAACAUUGGAGGAAAUGCCUUACAUGAUGCAGCGUGGGGAGGUAACAUUGAUUUACUCAAUUUUCUGUUGGAGAAAGGUUUUGAUGUCAAAACCAAAAGAAAUGAUGGGAAAACUGUGCUUCACUAUUCCUGUAUGAACGGAAAACUAGAGAUGUGUAAGUACUUGGUCAAUACUUAUCCUCAAUUACUAUAUGUAAAAGACAAUAAUGGAAGAAAUGCCUUACAUGCUGCAGCUUGGGGAGGUAACAUUGAUUUACUCAAUUUUCUGUUGGAGAAAGGCUUUGAUAUCGAAACCAAAAGAAAUGAUGGGAAAACUGUGCUUCACCAGUGCAGUAUGAACGGAGAACUAAAUAUGUGUAAGUACUUGGUCAAUACUUAUCCUCAUUUACUAAAUGCCACAGACAAAAAUGGAGAAAAUGCCUUACAUCAUGCAGCGUGGGGAGGUAACAUUGAUUUACUCAAUUUUCUGUUGGAGAAAGGUUUUGAUAUCGAAACCAAAAGAAAUGAUGGGAAAAGUGUGCUUCACCAGUGCUGUAUGAACGGAAAACUAGAGAUGUGUAAGUACUUGCUCAAUACUUAUCCUCAUUUAGUUGAUGUCAAAGACAAUGAUGGAGAGAAUGCCUUACAUGAUGCAGCGUGGGGAGGUAACAUUGAUUUACUCAAUUUUCUGUUGGAGAAAGGUUUUGAUAUCGAAACCAAAAGAAAUGAUGGGAAAAGUGUGCUUCACCAGUGCUGUAUUAACGGAAAACUAGAGAUGUGUUUUGAUGACAAUGAUGGAGAGAAUGCCUUACAUGCUGCAGCGUGGGGAGGUAACAUUGAUUUACUCAAUUUUCUGUUGGAGAAAGGUUUUGAUGUCAAAACCAAAAGAAAUGAUGGGAAAACUGUGCUUCACCAAUGCUGUAUGAACGGAGAACUAGAGAUGUGUAAGUACUUGGUCAAUACUUAUCCUCAUUUACUAAAUGCCACAGACAAAAAUGGAGAAAAUGCUUUACAUGAUGCAGCGUGGGGAGGUAACAUUGAUUUACUCAAUUUUCUGUUGGAGAAAGGCUUCGAUAUCAAAACCAAAAAUAAUGAUGGGAAAACUGUGCUUCACCGUAGCUGUAUAAACGGAAAACUAGAGAUGUGUAAAUAUUUUGUCAAUACUUAUCCUCGUUUACUCCAUGUGAAAGACAAUAAUGGAGGAAAUGCCUUACAUGAUGCAGCGUGGGGAUGGAACAUUGAAGUUUUGACCUUUCUGGCGGAGAAAAGCUUGAAAAAUACAAGAAGGAGAUGUAAUAGUGGAAGUGUUUGCAACUCGUGUUGUAUAAGUUAA